This is a messenger RNA of Pelodiscus sinensis (Chinese soft-shelled turtle), 9613 nucleotides long. The record is from RefSeq and is a predicted model, not a curated record. Lineage: Eukaryota; Metazoa; Chordata; Testudines; Trionychidae.
GCAGGGGCCCGGCCUGGCCCGGCUCUGGAGCUGCUGCUGCCUGGUGCUGGGCUCCUGGAGGGCUUUGCUCGCCUGCCCCGCGCCUUGCACAUGCAGCGCCUCGCGGAUCUGGUGCAUCGAGCCCGCGCCGGGCAUCGUGUCCUUCCCGGUCUUGGAGAGAAGCGCCGAGCGGGAGAACAUCACCGACAUUUACAUUGCAAACCAGCGGAAGUUAGAAAGUAUCAAUAACAAUGAAGUUGGACUUUAUGUUGGACUGAAAAAUCUAACCGUGGUGGAUUCAGGUUUAAAGUUUGUGUCCCGUCAGGCAUUUCUGAAAAACACCAACCUGCAGUACAUUAAUUUCUCCAGAAACAAGCUCUCAAGUUUGUAUAAGAAGACUUUCCGCCAUCUGAAUUUGUCUGAUCUGAUUCUAGUGGACAAUCCGUUCAAGUGUUCCUGUGAUGUUAUGUGGAUCAAGAUAUUUCAGGAGACCAAGUUUUCUAACACAGAAACUCAGGACUUUUAUUGCAUCAAUGACAACAACAAGAGGAUACCCCUAUCAGACAUGCAAAUCCCGAACUGCGGCUUACCCACAGCAAACUUGAGUGUUUAUAACUUUACUGUUGUGGAAGGAAGGAGUGCUACACUGUACUGCGAGGCUACUGGAGUGCCAUCUCCCAAUGUCUCCUGGGUUGUCCCUAAUCUUGUUUCAAAACAUGAGAGUAAUACAAGUAAGAACCCUGCUUCCCUAACCAUAAGGAAUGUUUCAUCUAAGGACAGUGGAAUACAGAUUUCAUGUAUAGCAGAAAAUAUUGUGGGAGAAGACCAAGCUUCUGCUGACCUUGUGGUGUUCUUUGCACCAAAUAUCACAUUUAUUGAACGUCCAACCUUGAACCACCACUGGUGCAUUCCAUUCACUGUGAAAGGAAACCCUAAGCCCACAUUGCAGUGGUUCUAUGAAGGGGCUAUACUGAAUGAAUCUGAAUACAUCUGUACUAAAAUACAUGUUAGCAAUCAAAGUGAAUAUCAUGGCUGCCUUCAGUUGGACAACCCUACCCAUUUGAACAAUGGUGCUUAUACCUUACUGGCGACGAAUGAGUAUGGAGAAGAUGAAAAAAGGGUUGAUGCUCAUUUCAUGUCAAUGCCUGGAGAUGGUAAUGGCCCAAUCUUGGAUCCUGAAGUUUAUGAUUAUGAAACCACGCCUAAUGAUAUUGGGGACACCACGAAUAACAGUAAUCAAAUCACUCCUCCAGAUGUUUCCAACAAAGAGAAUGAAGAUAGCAUCACUGUGUAUGUUGUGGUUGGGAUUGCAGCAUUAGUGUGCACUGGCCUAGUGAUAAUGCUCAUUAUUCUGAAGUUUGGAAAACACUCCAAGUUUGGGAUGAAAGGUCCUUCUUCAGUUAUCAGCAAUGAUGAUGAUUCGGCAAGUCCCCUCCAUCACAUUUCAAAUGGAAGUAACACUCCAUCCUCUUCUGAGGGCGGCCCAGAUGCAGUCAUCAUUGGAAUGACCAAGAUUCCUGUCAUUGAAAAUCCCCAGUACUUCGGAAUCACCAACAGUCAGCUUAAGCCAGACACCUUUGUUCAGCAUAUCAAACGACACAAUAUUGUUCUAAAAAGGGAGCUGGGAGAAGGAGCCUUUGGGAAAGUCUUCCUGGCCGAGUGCUAUAACCUGUCUGCAGAGCAGGAUAAGAUCUUGGUGGCGGUAAAGACACUGAAAGAUGCCAGUGAUAAUGCUCGAAAAGACUUCCACCGAGAGGCAGAAUUGCUGACUAACCUGCAGCAUGAGCACAUUGUAAAAUUUUAUGGCGUGUGCGUGGAAGGUGAUCCACUCAUCAUGGUUUUUGAGUACAUGAAGCAUGGAGAUCUGAAUAAAUUCCUCAGGGCGCAUGGACCAGAUGCAGUGCUGAUGGCAGAAGGCAACCGUCUAGCUGAGCUGACCCAGUCCCAGAUGCUACACAUUGCCCAGCAGAUUGCAGCUGGCAUGGUUUAUUUGGCAUCACAGCACUUUGUGCAUCGUGAUCUUGCCACCCGGAACUGCCUGGUUGGUGAGAACUUGUUGGUGAAGAUUGGAGAUUUUGGAAUGUCCAGAGAUGUAUACAGUACUGAUUACUACAGGGUGGGUGGUCACACCAUGUUACCCAUUCGUUGGAUGCCUCCUGAGAGUAUCAUGUACAGGAAGUUCACCACGGAAAGUGAUGUUUGGAGCUUGGGAGUUGUUUUAUGGGAAAUCUUCACCUAUGGCAAACAGCCGUGGUAUCAGCUCUCAAACAAUGAGGUGAUCGAGUGCAUCACUCAGGGCCGAGUUCUGCAGCGACCUCGCACGUGCCCAAAGGAAGUGUACGACUUGAUGCUAGGUUGUUGGCAACGGGAGCCUCAUAUGAGGCUCAACAUCAAAGAAAUCCAUUCCCUUCUUCAGAACUUGGCCAAGGCUUCUCCAGUGUACCUGGAUAUUCUAGGCUAGAGCCUCCUAGCAUUUCCUCUUCUGGGCUGUGUGAAUGAAUGUGUUCAACUGCCGCUGAACUCCAUCAAAAUAUGUUCUUAACUCUAACAGCAGUAAUGGUAUGGCAAAGAUGCGGAGAAGCUUUCAAAGGGCAAGCAAUGUGCACUUCUCCAUCUGUAGACACAGUAUCGACUUCUUUGACAUCACUGAGAUGUAUCUCUUUCUGUUUCUCUCAUUUCCUCUCUCUCUCUCUGUCUCCUUCUAUUCAAUCUGGCUUCUGCGUAAUUGUAACUCUGCAUAGACAAAGGCCUUAAAAACCUGAUCUGUUAUAUCAGCAGACACUCCAGAUUGCCCACCACAACUAACAAUGCCUUGUCGUAUUCAUGCCUUUGAUGUGGAUGAAAAAAAGGGAAAAAAAUAUUUGACUUGAACUUUGUGACUUCUGCUGUACAGAUAUUGGGAGUUUCUAUUUAUUCACCUCUACUUUUUUGCUUCGGUGUGUCGGUGGACAAAGAAGAUUGGUGCUCUCUAUGGGAAGCUUAUUUCUAGCUAAGAUAAAGCCAGGUAGAAAGAAAAUGGCAUUGUGAGAACCGCUAUAUGGAGGAACUCUGGGAUCAGAUGGCAUCCAACCCUACUCAGAAACACUGAAAUGAUUUAAUGGGAGGAAAGUAUUCCCUGCUUUCCUCUGGGAGCCUGUCUAAGGAGUAAAGAGAUUGUUUAAAGAGUGUGCUUGGUUAGCACUUUUCAUCACCAGAUCCAGUACAAUGGUCUGUGGUAAAAAGAAAAAGAUGCUGCCUGCAUUGCACUAGAUUACACAACACUCUGAUAAACUAAAUUUCAAUCCCUCAGCAUAUUUUAGAGUAGGCUAUUGUGUAAACACUGGUAUGAACAUGUUCUCCAGCUAACCUUUGGUAAGACAGGCUGAAGCUAGGCUUAUUAAUGUACACUAUGAAUUUCAGGGUCAAGUGUUGAAGCUGAGGACUUUGAUCAGACAGAACAAAGUUGUAGAUGCUGAGGCAAGCUGUAGAUACCAUGCUUGUCAGGCAGCACAUUCCUACUGCUCUCCUCCAUUCCUGUUGUUUUCACUGUGCAAGCAAAAUUGUGCAUGGUCUUCGUCGAUUAAUGCCCUUUGUGCAGAAACUAUUGCUCAUCAUGUUGUACACUCUGAUAGGAAUAGCAAAUCCAUAAGGGAAUAACACGUAUUUAAUUAGAGGGAGCUAAUGGAGGUCAUUAGCUACAUUCAGAUAUUUUUACAUUGUAACAGGUAUGAUAGGCUGAUACUACUCAAAUAAUCUAAAACAUGGAAAUAGCAGAUUAUGUUUGAGCCAUGACGGGGGUAACGGGGAUAGAAUUAAGUCCCUGGAGACAGUUAGAUGUGAUCCUGCAGUUAUCACUUGAUAUUCAUAGCAUACAGAUCCUGAGUUCAUCACUACUCUCUGAUUGAUAUAGUGGUGUCAUUCCCAGCAUCCACAGUUCCUUAAUUAAUUUAUGUCUGGUUGGAAAGGCAUUGUGUGCAUACGGUAUAUGCAUGGCCACUGUGCUGAUGGCAAGUGCAUGGGCAUCUUUGUUUAUUUUUCAAACAGAUGCUGAAGAUUUAAAAUUUAGAUUUAGGAUUAUUUUUCUUAUGAACUUUACAAAUGGAAACAAAUCUUACCUGUUCCUCAAGAACUUUUGCCUCCCUCUGUGAGGGGGCCUGUGCUGCAAAAAAUUGUCCUUUUUAAAAAAAAUUUUUUUGAGCCAGAUCAAAGAGUAAUAGUUCUUCAUCUUUGUGUUGUGGUAUUUUAUUUAAUACGUUAAGCAUUUUAUUUUUGUAAGUGUUCCCAUAAUAUUUUAAUAUAUAGUUUGCUUGCAUAUUUUAUUUAUUGAGGCACUUUCUUUUUUUCCUUCAGUGGCUUUUAAAGCCAGCUCAUAGAGAUUUUGAACAUUUUCAGAAAUAAAGCUAUUGACUGGACAGUGAUGGAGUUGAACCCUCCUCUUUGUCAGUGGGGGAGGGGGAGUGUUAAAAAUAAACUUAACAAUGUAACUAUAAAGCCAUAUGCAGUAUUUCUUUAAUAAACCAGAUAUUAUUUCUGAACCACUAGAACUGGAAAUAAAAAAAAUCAAAUCCAGGAGACGAUUAAUACAAAAUGGGCUUUAUGAUUUUAUCUGGGCUGUCUUAGAAAGUUUGAAUAGCGAUAGCCCUGUUUAAAAAAAAAAACAAUGUUUAGGGAAACCCAUUCUCUUGAGGGUUGAAUUUUAUGUAUUUACGAAAUUCAGUUUCAAUAUAAUGGAAAGUGGAAAAGAAAAUGUAAAGUAGCAGAGUCCACUGAGACUGCACUUUCAGUGUAAAAAGGGAAAGUGUGUUGGAGAAGGGAGGCACAAAAUUCUUAUCUGUUAUAGUCCUUUAUGCCCUUUAGAAAACUAUCCCUUCUGUCUCCAAGAUAUUGUUUUGGCACUAACCUGAAAUCAGACAGGUCGGUUUUGCAAGAACUGAUGGAGUAUAUACCAAAUAUGAAAAAAAAAAAAGUUUAACUGAGUGGUAUCCUUUUUUCAUUAUUAAAAGAGCAUACUAGAGUCAUGUAUGGAGAAGAUGUAGUAUGUUAAAAUACUCUGUGCAACCACCAUAUCAGUAUGUCAAACUUAAAGGACCAAAUGUUCUAUAGAGCCAAAAAUAUGGAUAAAUUUGGCUUAUAUCACACGUCUGACCAGUAUUGCAUAAAAGCUGUAAACAGUGUAGACUGGCUACUAACAAAAUCUAAAUGAGAUUUUUCAUUUAAUCAUAAGAAGGGGUGUAAGUGUAGCAAAAUGGGUGGAAAAGAGAAGAAAUAUUUUCAAAUGGCAAAGCGGGGUGAGUGUAUGUAUAGACAUUUGUCGUGCUUGCAAUUUCAGCCAAAUCUUGUACACUGAGCAAAUAUGACAAUCAGGCUCAUUACAGAAUCUUUCUGGACUAUGCUACAAACUGAUCAUAUAUAUAAUAAAUAUUAUAUAUAUGUGUUUACAUAGUGUAUGUAUAUAUUCAUGGGAUAUACAGAUAUGUAUAUGUGUGUUAUAAAUAUUUGAUUUAUACAUAUGCAGACAUGCAUAUUUAGUAUGUGUGAUUGUGUGUAUAUGUAUAAAUUUACAUAUACAUAUAGUCUAACAGAUGAUAAUUAGGGUACAAUAUUACUAAUAGACUGAUAAAGUUUGCUAAAUAACCAAAAUCUUUUUUCCUUUAAUAUUUCUUUUUCUAUGUUUAUACGAUUUAACUUUUAUGUGAAUGCUGUUCUGCCUGGGAGGAGGGAGUACUAGAAUGCCAGAGAUAUUUUGAACAAUCAACAUUUUUUCCAAAUGAUUGUAUGAACGCAGUCCCUCCAUUAUUGUCUAAUUCAUUGAUUUUUUUGCAGAGAAAUGAAUGGCUUCAAGCUUCCUGGAGGAGAGUUUGGUUUAAAAUCAUUUCUGGUUUUGUGCUAUUAUUGUUGUAUUGUUCCAACAACAGUACUGCAGCUCCACUGGCAUAUUGCACUUCUCUUCAGUUACAGCAUAAUUCCAAGAAUAAGACGGAAUUUUUCAGACUGCAACACAAAUGGUAGAACAAUGGUGAGAACUCCAAAACCCUGCACUAAUAAUGGCAGCAAGCUAGUAUUGGGAAUUUCCCACGUUCCCUCUUUCACUCUCAGUAAAUCUGCAGAACUCAGCAACCAGCUGUGGCAAACAAUAUUUGUAAAGCAACAGCACCCCAUGAGGCAUGUUGUAACUUCUUUUUACAUAGGAGUUCAUUCAUUUUGAUUUAUAAACCAAACUAUUUAUAUAUUGUCUAGUGUUCAAUAAAUAAUUACCAUUUCUCUCUCUCUCUUUCUCUCUCUCUCUCCUUGAAGAUAUUUUUGUUGUGGUUUAUAUGGACUUUCACAGAACACUUUAAAGAUAAAAGAAGCAACCCAAUAAAGCAAUGGAGUCAUUGGCUGACUAAGUUAUAAUGCAUAUAUGUAAUAAGUCUGUCUCCAGGUUGUUACAAACUGUAAAAGAAAUUCAAAUAUUGUUGUAAAAAAGUAGGUGUAGGGUGGGGUUGAUGGUUCUGGUCAAAAGUGAAGGUUUUGAUAGCACAGGAAGCCGUAUUGUUGUCAGGGCAGGGAUGAACCACUACUGCUCUGAAUCAAAAGGUCCUUGAAGAGCCUUAGUUGAUUUAUUUAUUUAUUUUAAAACAUUUUUUGCUACAUUUAUCACAAAUAUGAAGCAAAAAAAAAAAGUCUACAAUGUUGCAGGGAAAACACUGUGAAUUUCACAACAGCAACCAAGUGACUAUUUUGCCAUCUUUUUAAAGUACGUCUCAGGAGAAGAAAUGGGAAACGAUGGGUAUAUUAUUUUAUUGUCUAUGCAUUAUAGGCCAGGUCUAUGGGCUUUUUUGUUUGCUUGUAGAAAGGUCUGACUGAAGACUGGCUGAAAUGUAUUUUAUAAACACAGAAUACUUUGGACAAGCAUAGCAGAAGCUGCUUCUAGCAAGGCUGUUUGACAGGAAGGUAUAAGGAAUCAAAAAUCAAAUCAAAUCUUUUCAGAGGCCUAUAUCUUGCAGCUUAUAUGUAUUGUUCUUUAACUUAAUUAAAAACAAAUGUUGAACAUGCAGCUGAGAAUGUUUUAUACACAAGUAAUUCAAUUCAGUGUAGAUAUUUAAUUACAUCACCAAUAGAGAAAGUUUCAAUUUAUUAUGAAAUAAUUGGCCCAGCCCUGCUCUCUACCUAUACUUCAUGUGUAUAUAUAUAUAUAUAUAUGUAUAUUUCAAAAUGCCAGUCUCUCUCUCUCUCUCUCUGUCAUGAGAGAGACAGAGAAAGUGAGAUAUCUGCAUAUAAAUAUAGAUUGCUAAAUUGUCACUAAAACUGUGACCUGGUGUUUAGAGCUAUCUUUCUCCUUUCUUUUUCUUUUUCUUUUUCAAUGUGAGGUCCCUGUGCAGAUAAUUAAUGGUUCUUGUUUUGCAGUUUGUUAUAGAAAUUCAUUGCUUUAAAAGAUCCAGUGCAUCUUGGCUGAUUUUGAAGUGAUGCCUAAGUAUCAGUGUUAAAAGGUUUGUUUGUGAAUCCUGUGGCCAGCUUCUGUCAACAUGACAUGGAAAGUCUCUUGUACUACAAUGUAUUUAAUACAAAUGAUGUCUUUCAAUAAACAGUGUCAUCAAAAGAAAGACUGUAAGUGAUACAAUGAUGAUUACUUUAAAACUGUACAUAAUUGUCAUGAAAUGUGCUGUGGUAUUUUCUUUUAUUUGAAUCACAAUAAUGAUUGUUUAUAAAACACAAUAAUGAAUGGCUAAAUGUGCUUGGAAAUGUGAUAUAGUUACAGUCUAAAAUAAUGAUUAUAACAGACCCCUACAGGUACUGUAGCUCCUAUGAGAUGAUAGACGCACCACAAAAAAAUACAGUUAUAAAAUUUACUACUUGUAUUUACAUAAUUAGGGCUAUUUUUUUUCAAACAACCGAGUCUUAAAAUUAAUCAAUGGGAAAAUUUGCACAUAUAGGUACAUGUGCAUAUGAAUACUUGUUCAUCAUACAGUUAUCCACUUAGCAUACGCUGCCCUGCAAUAACGUGUUUAUGAGUGGGUAAAAGUAUUUUCUGGCUACUGUUUAGGUGUAUACUUUUAAAAAUGUGUCCCGUAAACCAAAGCACCAUUAACAAACUAGUGCAGAUUAUGGUUUGAGUUUCUUCCUUGUCCCAACAUAGCAUUAAAAUGUUGUGAACAAAUGUAGCAUUAAUUCCAGGCUAAAUAGCAAAGUAGUUGAAACACCUAUAUAGUAAUUUCAAGACAAUGCAGUGUGUAUACAUUCACCUUGGUUUCAUAGUUGAAGAUCCUGCUAUAGGUUAUUCAUUUACUCAAGGCCUUCAAGUAUAAAGAUCACCGAUAGGAAAGCUGUUGAAUGGCUACCUCUGUUUGACUUGGCCAAGAGGUCUGCUUGAGAUUGCAAGAGCUGGCUGUCAACUUUCUAAAAGUUUGAGGGGAAAUUAUCUGGCAAAGAGCAGCCCAGCACAAGACUAGUCUGAUGUUAUAAAAAUAGCAUCAAGAUCCGUGCUCGUGUGACUGCCAACAAGUGGGACUGAACCUGGGACCUUUGAAGCUUAGUUCAUGAGUUUUGCAGCUUGAUCUAUAAAGCCAGUGUGUCUGCUGCUAAGACUGUAGAGGAGACUACAGGUUUUUUCUCUGUAAGUGGUCUAGGUGCCACUACAAGAGACAGUGAACCACAGCCAGGUGGUGUGUGGGUUAGACUAGCAAUGUACUUUCACUUGGAAUAUGUUUCUGCAGCCUGUGGAAGCAAGCCUCCUAGGGUGGGUUGAUAGACUGAGACUAAUAGGGCUCCCGUGAGUGCUCUAAAAGACUUGCGUGGACAGCACUUUAAUGUUGUAGCUCAGGCUGAAGCCCAACCUUUGAAGCCCAGGAAGAGAUGUGGAUUUCAGCCUGCCAACAGGAGGAGGGCAAAGGGGUAGAUGCCCUGGAGCCAGGUGAUUUAAAAUAGCCCAGAGCUCUUGGCCAUUGCUUCUGCAGCAGCAGUGGCUGGCACCCCAAGCUUUUAAAUCACCACCAGAGCCCCAAGUAACACAUGGUGGCGCUGCAGGGCUGACUAGGAAGGAGGAGACUAGCCCCAGCCCCACCCUCCCAUCUGAGAACCUGCCCUUUCCAGGAGCACGGAGCUGCCCCUCCACCUGGCCCAGGAUCCCAGUGAGCCUCACCAACCCUCAAAGCUUGGUGGUUGUGCUGAAAUGUAUCUCCUAUCCACGAUGGUCUUGGCUCAACUUGAAAACUGGCUUGUUUGUGAUUGAACUAGAUACACUAAACCACUUGAAGUGGAAAAAAUUUCCUUGUAUCCACACUUCCUGGGCUGAGUGGGAUUAUGUUUUUCCACUUGUUCCCACUUGUUCCAAGUAGUGUCUUAAGCCAUUUCACAUAAACCUGGCCAUAAAUUCUAGAUGUUGUUGCCAGCCACACAUGUGCACAGAGAGACUGUAAGGGGAAGCCUAGGUGAAUUGUUGCAGCUUGUCUGUGAUCACACUGACACUAAACUAGUUAAGCCUUAACUAGUUAUUUAUGCUGUGAAAGAUAACCUUUUCUAGCUGUUUAUGUAUGUGCACCCUUCUGCAAACAUUACUAGGGUUAUAAUAACUGAUUUAAGUUCUCUAGAGCUAUGUGCAGUCUGCAGGCUUCUUUUGGAAGCGAUCUGUUUUUUCAAAAAAAAAAAAAAGUCCAUACUGAAUGGACGCUGUCUUGCA